Fonsecaea monophora is the source of this 759-nucleotide messenger RNA. RefSeq lists its product as hypothetical. NCBI's taxonomy places the organism in Eukaryota, Fungi, Ascomycota, Eurotiomycetes, Chaetothyriales, Herpotrichiellaceae. The record is from RefSeq and is a predicted model, not a curated record. The transcript has 3 exons. The coding region runs from base 1 to 759 and encodes 252 amino acids.
AUGGUGUCGUUAGCAAAGAUUCCCCAACCUCGAAUUGGCUCCUUUACCAUUGACGACCAGGGAUACAUAUCACUCUCCAAGCGGCCUUUAACUCUCCAACUCCAAGCACUCGAAAAUGAAGACAUUCCGACAGGUAAUGACCGUUUACGAACCUAUGAAUGCACCGAGAGCUACGUGCUGGAUCUCCUAGCGUACCAUGACAGCCGCCUUCUGCAUCAGCCAAACUCCAUGAACGAUGAGAAGGACGGGAGGAGACAGAUGUCCGCCUUCAUCAACCGCAAGACCGCACGAGGCCCGGUUUUCCUCGGUCUCACGGAUCUGCAACAGAGUAACAUCUUCGUCAACGAGCGGUGGCAAGUCGAGAGCCUGAUAGACUUGGAAUGGGCGUGUUCACACCCUUCCGAAAUGCUGAGAUCACCUUACUGGUUGACCGGAGAGAAGGUCGAGUGUUUUUAUGGCAAGACCCAGCUUGACAGAUUCUGCAACGCACGCGAGGAACUCAUGGCCAAGUUUCGACAACAAGAGAUGCUUCUAACGUCGCCGUCGGAGACCACACGAAGUGCCAUGUUCUACAAUCUGUUCAAGCAGAAUAUCAUGCCUCGCUUCUCGGGAGAUGACAGUUCCGAGUUCCCUGAUAUUUCGCAGUACUGGAGCAGUGACGUGGAUAAGGUGAUCCGUUCGAAGCUCGAGGAGAGGGAUCGGUAUCUUCAACGGCUGUCCCUGGCGGCGGUAUCUGCAGAUUCGGAUUCAGAUGGGUAG